AUGGCGCAGCUCUCAGAGGGCAACGUAACCCUGACGUUGCGCUCAAUGCAGCGUCGGCUUCGUCAUGUGACCUCGGUGGCCUUUCGAAAUCUGACCCUUCCCUUGGACCUCGAUUUGAACAAUACCUGGUUCUACUACACCCUGUCCUCGAGCUCUGGCCGCGAGGUGUACCGCAGUGAGCUCGUGCCUGCCUGUCGCAAUCCCGAGUGGCGCGAUCGUGACAUGGCGUCUGCUCAGGUUCAGGGCAUGAUGGCAACCGCUACCAAGUUGGCUUUGGCAGAUGAGGUGGCCAUCAUUCAACUCUUUACUCAAGCGCGCAAUACCGAUCCCAGUGCUACCAGCACUGCCACCGGCACCGCGUCGAGCCGCUCCACGCGUGGACUGCAACGGCGACCCUCCAUCAUGGCUCGCGUGCAAGGACCUCGCGCUCAAAAGCAACAGCGCACGCCAGAUCGUCUGUUGGCCCGUUUUCGCAUUGCCCUGCGUAUGCUCAAUUUCGCCUCGGUGCAGACUGAGCCGGCUAUUCCAGGUGCCGGGAGCAACAUUGUCCUGUGCCGCUUAGCCGGCGCUUGGUAUGGCAACCUCAAUCAAACAGCGCCCGAGGAUGUGGCGGCAGUCCGCGUGUUUCAUGAUCGGAGUCGGCAGCAGCUCGGCUCGCUCGAGAGAAAGCGACAGCUUUUGAAUCUGAUCGCUGUCGGGCGGGCCCGCCAAGCGUCCUUGAAGCAACGUGUCCAAGAGGCUCACGCUCGCAACCAAAAGACCGCCGUCGACCUGGACGCGGCUGAGAAGCAAGCCAGCUCUCUCCUACGACUGAUGAAAUGCCACGCGUCGGCAGAUGAACGGCUGGCAGAUCUGCGUACCGACACAGAUACUGCCACAUCAAGCUGGGCCAUUGUUAAUGACAGUGCCCGCAGCUUACGGCAACAGAUCAAAGAGGUGUCUCGACAGAUUGAACAGCGACAACUGAGCAUGAUCCUUCAGGUCCAUGCCAUCUACAUCAUUCGACAGGUUUGCAAUCUCAUGGGACGGGCACCCACCCUGUUCAUCUGUGUGCAAAUGACAAAAGACUCGCCUCAUGGUUAUGUGUGCCAUGUGCUGACGCUCUUGAGCAAGUACAUGAACAUUCCCAUGCGUCACCCAAUCACCUACCUGGGAUCGCGCUCCAGCAUUUGUGAUCUGAGCAAGGAGCUCGUUCAGGGUCAGCCGCGCAGGUACCAACUCUACUACAACAAGCGCGAUAAGGAUAGCUACAUCACGGCCUUGCGCCUCCUCAAUGGCAACGUCAUGCAAUUUUUGAGCCUUUUUCGUGUGCGCCAGCGCACAGACCGGCCCGCUCUUCUCAUGGAUCUUCGCAAGCUCAUGCGGGCUAUUCAUGAUCGGCUCAAGAUUCAACCACUACCUCAUCGUCUCUGCAAACAGCGUCAAGCACCAAAACCACCCAAACCACGGGGCAUUAAAAGAAGAGCAGAGCGCGAGGAGGAAGAGAAAAGCAAAACCAAAACGCGCAUGGGCGCAUGGCACGUACGAGGAGCUGCUGCUGCUGCUCGAGUCGUCACUGGAGCUUGA
This is a messenger RNA of Monosiga brevicollis MX1, 1566 nucleotides long. RefSeq lists its product as uncharacterized. The coding region runs from base 1 to 1566 and encodes 521 amino acids. Gene Ontology annotation, cellular component: endosome; lytic vacuole. The record is from RefSeq and is a predicted model, not a curated record. The transcript is spliced from 11 exons. Gene Ontology annotation, molecular function: SNARE binding. Gene Ontology annotation, biological process: SNARE complex assembly. Lineage: Eukaryota; Choanoflagellata; Craspedida; Salpingoecidae.